GUCAGAGAGGCAGCAGGGGAGAAAAAGUGUGACAACUGAGACGAGGGAGCAGAAGCAGACCGGAGGGCGAGGAUGGACGUGUGAGGGGGAAACAGCAGACUCUGUGGAAAAAUAAAGCUUCAAUGAACGCGUGGCUGCUGGUGACGCGGUGGACGGAGUUCAGCCCCCCCCCACAUCACUACUGGAAGGAAAUAACCACCGUAGGACGACUCUGACAUGAUGUGGACAACAACUGUCCUCCUGUUGCUUUUGCCUCAUCUGCUCUCCUCCGCAGACACAGGAAGCAGCACUGAUUUUAACCAAUCAGAAAUAGUGAAUGAGGACUUCUCUGAUGCUCCAGUCAAAGGCCAGAAACCUCUGGGAGGGGUCAAAGGUCGGGACACAUGCUCCAUCCCGUGUGACAUCACCGUCAAGCUGCUACGGGAUGAGAAGCAUUCAAUCUGUGGUCAGUUGCAGCAGUCCCUGUUGGCGUUUGGACGCAGCACCCGGAAGCUGAUGAGGGAUGUGAUGGAGGAGCAGCAGAGAGCCCUGGACAUCCUCAGCAGUCAGGUCACGGAGCUGAUGGCCAAAGUGCAGACGCUCAGCUCCGAGGUUCAGAGAGGCAACACUGAGAUGUACUCCAUCAAGCCCGUGCAAUCCCACGGACGAGACUGCAGCGACAUCAAGGAUAAUCUUGUGUCGGUCGUCCCCAAGAUCCCCAGUGGUAUUUACAUCAUCCACCCGGAGAACACAGACUCUUCGUUUGAGGUUUUCUGUGAGAUGGACUACAUGGGGGGUGGUUGGACGGUGAUCCAGCGGAGGACCGAUGGACUGACUGACUUCAAACGGCCCUGGGCUGAUUAUGUCGAUGGCUUUGGACACCUUGCAGGAGAGCACUGGUUGGGUCUGAAGAAAGUGUUUCAUAUAGUGAACCAGAAAGACACUCGGUUCCAGCUUCACAUGGCUCUGGUCUCCACCGAUGAUGUCACCUCUUAUGCGUCAUAUGACGAUUUCCGCCUGGACAGUGAAACCCAGUUCUUCAGUAUACACCUGGGCAGAUACGCAGGCAGCGCAGGUGAUGCAUUUCGUGGCUACGAGCAGGAGCAGAACCAGGACACGGCUCCGUUCAGCACCUCGGACGUGGACAACGACGGCUGCAAUCCCUCCUGCUCCAUCAACAACCGCACGGUGGAGAGCUGCAGCGCCCAGCACAACCAGACGGGGUGGUGGUUCAACCAGUGCGGCCUGGCGAACCUCAACGGCUCCCCUGAGGAUGCGGAGCAGAGCCGCGGACAGAGGAUGCACAUCCUGUGGGACACCUGGAGACAGAACGGGAUCCCUCACACCAUCAAGUCUGUCACGAUGAAGAUCAGGAGGAUUGCGACCAAUAAUUGAUGGAGGAGAAGGAGGAGGAGGAGGAGGAACUGAGGGUGGAGAGAGGAAAGCACACAUUAUAUAGGUUGCACUGCAUCUUUGUACAACAUGAAGUUUAAAUAAAACAGGAAUUUGGGAUUUUUGUCAUGUUAUGUCCGUUUAUUCCCUUGAGCAAUGUCCGCAAGACAUUGAAACUACAACUGUAAUCUCUAAAAAAACACAUUCCACUCUAGUACUGUAGCUCAUGAACAGAUUUAUUUUGUGCAGACUGCACAUCUGCAGUGACAAUAAGGUAUUUUAAAUUUGGGCUCUGGACAUCAUCAUUAACAUCCCAUCAAGCUCUGCACCGAGAGCCUGCAAGCGGAAUCUAAGCGAAAUUCAGGCUGAGACUAAAGUAAAUAUAAUUUUCCCUUUUAAAAUUUCCUCUGCUGCAUCUGCCAUGCCAAAAUGUUCUCUUUGCACAGUUCUAUUAUCAGAAGAGCCAUGAAAUGUCCCAUUUCCAUUUGUGCUCAUCAGAGGUAGAAAUUAGAUCAGAACACCAUUUUCCUCGAGAAACUUCCUUACAUUACUCUAUCUGCUACGGGUGAGACUCCAAGAACUCUGAAAGUUUUGGUAAAUGUUAUUUGAUCUAUUAAAAGAUAUCAUCUUCUGGCUGUAGUUAGCAGUGCAGCCUCCAGGGGACACUAGAAGGGCUCCAUCUAUAAGCAACAUUAUGUAGAAAUUGGCACCGCACACUCUUAAAUACAAAUCCCAGGUCUGUAAGAAUUUGUCACAUGUAAUGUAAGUACAAACAAAGCUCAUUACAUCGUAACAAUGUUAUGCAUUGAAUACCUGUUGAAGUUGAAGUAAACAUGUAUGUAACGCUGAGAUGUGACCCUCUCGCUGGAGUUACACGGUGCAGUGACAAGUGAUGGAGACAGAGACACCAUUCACCCUGUUACAAGACACGGUACCUUCAAAUUGAUUUUGAAGCUGUUAUUUUAAGGUAAAAAUGUUACAUAAUGUUGCUUUAAGUAAAAUAAAUAUGACAAAAAUGUAAAUGUCAGUGUCAAAAUCUUACUUAUGCAAAAGUAUGUUGUAUUAGAAAUGGAUUUUCUGGCCUCGGCUGGACAAUAAAGAUAAAGCAAA
Messenger RNA from Acanthopagrus latus (yellowfin seabream), 2481 nucleotides. RefSeq names its product angiopoietin-like 5 (gene angptl5). Lineage: Eukaryota; Metazoa; Chordata; Actinopteri; Spariformes; Sparidae. Bases 217 to 1374 code for a protein of 385 amino acids. The transcript has 8 exons. The record is from RefSeq and is a predicted model, not a curated record.